Molecule: messenger RNA, 3952 nt
Organism: Chenopodium quinoa (quinoa)
Lineage: Eukaryota; Viridiplantae; Streptophyta; Magnoliopsida; Caryophyllales; Amaranthaceae
Product: sister chromatid cohesion 1 protein 3-like
Exons: 14
Coding region: 1731-3638 (635 amino acids)
Biological process (GO): replication-born double-strand break repair via sister chromatid exchange; mitotic sister chromatid cohesion; synaptonemal complex assembly
Cellular component (GO): synaptonemal complex; cohesin complex
Molecular function (GO): protein binding; chromatin binding
Source: RefSeq, a predicted model, not a curated record
UUUGAAAAUUCGAUCAUUAAAGUUGAUUCACAAAAUUCAUUAUUUCAUACGAGUACUAAUUUUACGUUCAAAAGUUUCUCCUUUUAAACAAUUUAAAACACUAAGUAAGAUAGCAUAUUAUGUAUAGAGUACCACAACACUGUGUUGUUUACAAAAUAAAAUAUACAAAUUGGAAUGGGAAUUGGAGUUUGUGGGGGAUUUGAUGCUAAAGGCUCAGCCUCUUUAAUUUGACUAAUUAUCAAUAAAACUCCAUUGAUAUUUUGAGAUGAUUAGAAUGUAUAGACAACUAAACUAAGAGGAAUGUGAAACGACUAAAGGUGUGUUUGAUUCACGUAGGGUAAAAGGAGUUGAUUUAAGAGAUAAAGAGGGAAUUGAAGGUAGUGUCUAGGCAUUCACCUCCUUUCUUGCUUCACCAUUGCACCAUCGCUUUUUCCCCUGUUCCUGUGAUGUUGUCACCCUUUGUCGUCGCUACCUCGCUGUCCCCACUCCUCUCUACCAUGGUUUUGGGGUGGUUGUUGGUUGUUUUUGGAGAGGAGGUUUCUCCUUUGGGCUAGGGGGAGGGGGGUUUGAGAUAAGGUAAAGAUGCAUUGAGAGGGUGGUGUGAUUUUGAGUGUUUGGUGGGUGGUUACGAGGCGAGAAAAUGGUUGGGGUGUAGUUUUCAUGGUGGUUGGAUUGUCAUGAGUGGUGGUAGGAUGGCGCCGAUGAAGGUAGAGACUGUGUUUGGAUGGUUUGUGGUAAUUGGUGGUGCUAGCAAAGUAGUGUGUUGGGUAUGGUGGUGAAUGGGUGGUGUGGUGUUGUAUGAGAAAGGGAAUGGAAAUACCACAGCGGAUUGGAAAUCAUGGUAGAGAGGAGUGCGAGAAAGAGGGAAGGGAGUGUCAUGGCUUGAUUGUAAUUGCUUUGAUCUAAAUUCAUUUCAUUGUGGUUUUAUGGUUUUUAUUUUCCUAAACCUUUGUUUGAGACAUUCAUGAUCUCAUCUAAAUUUUGUUUGUAGUUAAGGAGGGGAGAAUAUUUUACACAUGAUUUAUUUUAAAUUUACAUUUUCUAAUAUUUUAAUCAAUUUGUUGAUAGAAAUUUAAAUGCCGCAAAGGGUGAAUCUCUAAUGUUCAUAGUGCUUUAGCUUGUCUUCGCCUUCUCAAUGCUCAAUGUCCUUGGUGGUUUGUGUCAACCUUCUCAUUGGAUGCGUGCCCUAUGGCUCUUCCUCAUCUGGUCCUUUAGCUUCCUUGGGAAGCUUUGUUUUCAACGACUUUCUUAAAAAGCCUUGUUUUUCUCUUAUGUAUUUUUUUCCCUUUAAUUUUUUUCCUGUACUUUUGGCUAUCUUUAUAUGAUAGACCAUUAACAAAGAAAAAUUUGUAAUCCGCAAUUACGCAUCCAACCCAAAAGAUCCAUACUCAUUUAAGAAUUAAAUCAACCAUCCACCUUUCUAAAAGGAAUCAUUAGAUAAUUCAUUUAAACAGGUCGGAUUUCUUUCCAAAAACCUUAAUUUGGUGUUUCCUUAAUUCAGCAAAGGCAAAGCGCGGGAAAAUGAAAAUUCCCAGACAAUCUUUCCCUCCUUCCCUAAACAGCACCAAUAAAUACUCAAUUAAAAUACUCACCAAAAAAAAAAAAAAAAAACUGCUCAAUCAAUUACAACACCCUCUUUCUUUCUCUUUCUAAAACCCUAAAACCACCGUACAAUCGUCGUACUCCGGUCACCGGGAUACCAUUUCCCGGUGAGAAAAGGAUAUUAAAAGAUGUUUUAUUCGCAUACUUUCUUGGCCCGAAAAGGCCCGCUUGGUACUGUUUGGUGUGCUGCUCAUCUUCAACAUAAACUCAAGAAAUCUCAUUAUGCUUCCACUGAUAUUCCUUCCACUGUUGAGAGGAUUAUAUGUCCAGAAGUUCCAAUUGCACUCAGAAUGUCAGGACAUCUUCUAUUGGGUGUUGUUCGGAUAUAUUCAAAGAAAGUUGAGUACCUUCAUCAUGAUUGCAAUGUUCUUUGGGUGAGUUUGAGGAAUGCCUUUCGCCAUGUCGAUGUUAAUCUGCCUGAAAACGCUAACCAGGCUCAGUUUAAUGCCGUCACGUUGCCGGAGACUUAUGCACUUGAUGCUUUGGACUUGCAUGAUGAUAUGACCCUUAACGAUGGAUUCCAGGAUGAUCACCAUAGAAGCCAAGAGGAUAUAACACUUAAAGAUCAGUAUCAUUCUGAAAGAGAGCUUUAUGUCAGGAUUACAUUUGACGAUGAUAUCAUUCCAGGCUCAAUGGACUCCGAGCACAGGGAGGAGAGUGAUCCGAUGCAGAUAGACAUUCCUCCUGAAGUUCCUGCUCCACCCAUCCCCAGUCCUGAUAUUCACAAUGGCGAAGGUCCCAACCAAAGUGAAGAACAUGGGAGACCUGAGGGCGAAACUGUUCCACCAUUUGAGGUCAUGCGUGAUGCUACUGACUAUGAUGUCCAUGUGCCCAGCCCGAUUCUGCGGCCACAUAAGGAGAAUGUUGACCCUAAUAUUAACAUAUCUCCCCCGAAGGACAUGACUGAGAAGGAAAUUGAUACUCCACCAUCAAUUCCAAUGCCUUCUCAUGAACCACUGCAGUAUAGUGGUCCUUCAUCUCCCCCAACUGAAGCUCAUGUGGAUACUGAUCCUCUUGCAAUUGUUCCAUCGACUGGGUUGGCACUCCGUCCAAGUCCACCUCCUGAGCAGCCUCAACCUCGCAGGAGAAACAGAAAGAGAAAGCAGCUGUUUGAUGAGUCUCUGGUUUUGACUAAUGAGGCUUUGAAAAAUGCACUCAAUGAUUGCUCUGAUUUAGUGAAGAAGAAGAAGAAAUUGCCUUGUUCUGCUUUGGAAGUAUGGAGGUUUAGUGAGAAAAAGAAGAAGAAUGAAGAGGUUUUCUCUGAGCCACUGAUAUCUGGAAUGGGUGCCAAUCUCCAGAAUCUUUUAAGCAAAGACUUAAAAAUUUCACACCCGAAAUUGCCUGUGACAGAAGAAGCUCAGUUGGAGUCUAGGGAAGCAGAAUCUCCUGCACAUACUCCCAAUGUUGGUGAUGAAAUUGAGCGUCUCCGAUCAGCAGAUCUUGAGCCUGGGCACAACAUUGAGCAAUUAUUUCCUUCCUCCCCACUAUUAAUGUCUCCACAGGCCCAUACUGCAGCAACUUCCUCGUCCCCAAUAGUUCCCAGUUCAGUUUCAGAGCCUAGAUUUGGAACUACUGAUACGCAAUCAGAUAUGGGUAUGUAUACCCGGUCUGCUGGCACGGAGAUGGAAACACCAAUCUUGAAUUUCGAGGAUAGAGAUGAUGAUGGAGGUACUGCUCUAUCAGACAUUCCUGAGUCAAGAGCUUCUAUGGAAGCAGAUGAGCUCUCUUUUUUGGAACUAGAUAACAACAGCCCCAAUGAUUCUCAAGGGGCUCAAACGGGAGAUGCCAUGUCUGCGAGGACCAGGGCAGUGGCUCAAUUUCUGAAAAAUCAUUCUCCUGUAUCCAACUUCGCAGAUGGUUCUGAUAAUUUAAGUUUAAGCACCAUAUUGGAAGGGAGACGAAGGAAGUUAUGUGCACGGAUGUUUUAUGAAACUUUGGUUUUGAAGGAUUGUGGAUUGAUUGACGUUCAACAGGAUGAGCCCUAUGGGGAUAUUAUAUUGAAGCUGACUCCUACUAUCUCUAAAGCCCAGCUAUGAGGCUGCAUCAGAUGAAUUGGUGUUUAUCCCUGAUAAACCAUAUAUACAGAAGUGUACCGCAGUUCGAGUAAAAACUUUUGUUCAAUUAUAAAUAGGGAGGGAUCGUUGCACAUAAUAGUUGAUACCAUGACAAGAUGCUGAUUGCUUAAGUAUUGCAACACAGCUCUUUCCUGUAAUAGGAAAUGUUUGUUGUAGUUUGUAGUGUUCUUGAUGUUUAGAAGCCUAGAAGGUCUCUUUUUGUAGUGCUACCAUAUCAGGUGUAACUUGUAGGUUAAUGUUAAUGAUAACUUAAGCUUGUUAUUUAUUAUUUGCUA